Topomyia yanbarensis is the source of this 2728-nucleotide messenger RNA. Its product is annotated as type 1 phosphatidylinositol 4,5-bisphosphate 4-phosphatase. The record is from RefSeq and is a predicted model, not a curated record. Gene Ontology annotation, cellular component: late endosome membrane; lysosomal membrane; phagocytic vesicle membrane. Bases 469 to 1215 code for a protein of 248 amino acids. Lineage: Eukaryota; Metazoa; Arthropoda; Insecta; Diptera; Culicidae. Gene Ontology annotation, molecular function: phosphatidylinositol-4,5-bisphosphate 4-phosphatase activity. The transcript has 5 exons. Gene Ontology annotation, biological process: phosphatidylinositol dephosphorylation.
UUUUCAUUGCACUCUCGGUCUCGGUGUUGAUUCGUCGGUUCGUGCUUGUGCCUUUGCAUAGGUGCUCUCUUUCUACCACGCCGAAGAACGGCACAGGUCAAACAAGGAGACAAAGCUUAUUAUAUAGCUGAAGUGGAGAGGUUUUCUUUUAACAUGGUGAUGCAGUAAUUUGCUGAAACAAAUUAAAAGUAUUCAUCAAUUGUGGGCGAUUCUGCCGUAAGUUGUGUCCAGUGGUAGAAAAAAGUGUUCUACCCGCCAGCGGUGUGAAAAGUAAAUCCAAAGGACACAAAAAACCUUUAUGGAAUUAGUUUUUUCAUCCUAUCCACUGUACAAAUGUCAAACUGAGGAUUGACUCAUUUGGAAAGCUCUUGUCGGUGAUAACAAUAAGGAGUGUAGAAUAUUUUGAUUUAACUGCAAGGGAGGAGUGGUCGUUCGAAACGUAGUUCAUCUUGUGAUUCUCGGGACGAAAUGGACGGGGAGUCGGAAAAGCAACCGCUUUUGGAGCAGCCAACCCAAACAAGGCAGUCCGAAUCCGAAUCGGAACAACCAUCGCGAGCGAUUGUUGCGGCAUCCUCGAUCGGUCCAGAUGAGGUCCCACCGUCAUACCAGCAGGAUCAGCAGAACAGCGUUAUUGUGACGUGUCGUGUCUGCCAGGCGUUGAUAGACAUUUCGUGGAAGAAAGAACAGCACGUCGUCAAGUGCGUGCAGUGCAAUGAAGCUACGCCUAUCCGCAAUGCACCUCCAGGCAAAAAGUACGUCCGCUGUCCGUGCAACUGUCUGCUCAUCUGCAAGAGCUCUUCCCAGCGAGUGGCCUGUCCGCGGCCAAACUGCAAGCGGAUCAUCAAUCUGGCGCCAAGUCCGGUAACCCCACCGUUGCUCACGAUGCCGGGCAUGUGUCGCGUCACCUGUGGUCACUGCCACGAUACGUUCUUGUUCGAUACGCUAAAAAACAACCUUGCCAGAUGUCCCCAUUGUCGCAAGGUUUCUUCGGUUGGUGCGGAUUUCUGUCGCAAGCGGCGCAACCUACUCUUCCUAGGUGGAUUGAUUUUCCUAGCGAUUGGUAUUGCGGUAACCUACGGAACUAUGCCGUAUGCAAGGAGCCACAGCGGUAUCUUCAUCGCCUACAUCAGCCUAUUUCUGAUCGCAUUGCUACUAUUCGCCAAGACGCUGUACUACUGCACGCUGAAAGUGAGUAACGUAGAGGGACCGAUUUAAGCAGGUGCGUGUGUUGCUUCUAUCGGUAGCAACCUGGGCAAAUUCGCCGUAAGUUGGUGUCUCCCAAAGUUUUGUGUUUCCUUUACCCCCCCCCCCCCCCCCCCCCCCCAUACUGGGCAAAAUCAAACGUAAACUCUUGUAAAUGCAACCACUUGAUCAGUCACAUUCCCAUAAGAGGAUACUAUCGCCUCCCUGCUGAAAGAUAAGUAUUGUUUUGGUGCAAGAACAAAAGAUAUGGUGUAUUUUGAAAGUGGUAUGAACCAUUCGAUUUUUGUUUGCAGGAUAAAGUAGUACCUAGAGCAAAAUGAAAAGGAAACAGUUCGAACAUAGAACUUAGCAAGCAAUUUGCCGAGGAAACACUGUGAAACUGUGUGAGAAGCUAAGAACGGUGAUCAAAGGCUAGUAGUAAAGUUAAAAUGAAACCGCUGAUAUAUGCAAACAUAUUAUGCUUUACUCAUUCUAUUAUUAUCAUCAUUUAAAGUUUAAUAUUUUUACAAAUUGUAAUCACCCCCUUGAAUUUAUAUAGAGUAUAAAUUGUUCCGAAAAUUGAAGAAACAGCCGUGUUUCUAUUCUGUGUUUGUAUGUAUUUAAUUAUUAAAUUGAAGAAAAAAUAACGCAAAUAAAGUAUGGACAGAUUGAAAAGAAUAUUGUAGAAAGCACACGAUUUAAGAAAUAUCGCUGAUUAAACCGAUUGGGUGCAUUGGAAUAAGAACAGAGAAAACUAAAGAUAUGAUAGGGUGGCGGGCAUAAGUUUCAAUCCGUUCCCAUACAAAAGAAAAAAAAAUAAAAUUAUGCCGUAACGAGAGUAAACCACUCAUAUUCGGGUGAAGUGCUUAACUUUACCGCAUUCUGAGCCAAAGCGUUGGCAAAAAAAAUGGCAGGCGCUACUCUCACACACCCGUGCAAAUUAGUAGAGUAAUCGUAUGAAGUGCUUGAAGAUGGGAUCAUUACCCUACAUAAAUAGCAUUGACCGAAAUGAUACACACAUUUAUAAACAUAAUAUAAUAAACAACAAUACUAUCAUUAUUCUAUACAUACCUGUAAUAUUUGAAUAGUAGCUCGAAAAAGGUGGAAUAAAAUCAGCAGCGAUGGUUGUCGGAAAGAUUUGUGUAAUACCUAAAAGCAAAUUAGAACAUAUAGAAUUUAAUAAUGUAGUGAAAUAAAGCUACUUUUAAAUACACAUCUUUUUACAGGAGUUCUCAUGGUUCACUCCUAAUCAAAUGUUGGGGCUACUGUUUUCUUUCAACGUAUGUUUUAUUUUCUGUAUUCACCUAAUAAACUGUGUUUGGUACCAUAGCUAGUUUGAUGCAGUUUGAAUUUGCUAUCGUCUCGCUGUAUAAAACUGUACCGCCAUGCAAAGAUAUUACGAUUCACAUGGACAAAGCUGAUAUUAGGAAAUUUUGCUUCGGGGAAACGCAAACAUCUGGAACAACUAGAAGUUUGUUAAUAUAAAUCUAACCAAUCUACUCCAAUUAUGAUAAAAUAAAUCGAGUUAGCAGGAGCAUACAGUAAA